This is a messenger RNA of Thamnophis elegans (Western terrestrial garter snake), 1401 nucleotides long. Its product is annotated as V-type proton ATPase subunit S1-like. NCBI's taxonomy places the organism in Eukaryota, Metazoa, Chordata, Lepidosauria, Squamata, Natricidae. The record is from RefSeq and is a predicted model, not a curated record. Bases 1 to 1401 code for a protein of 466 amino acids. The transcript is spliced from 11 exons. Gene Ontology annotation, cellular component: proton-transporting V-type ATPase complex.
AUGGCAAGAGGCAGUGCUGUUUCAUGGCGACAGCUACUCUAUGUAUUUCUUGUCCUAUGCAAAGAGACCUUGUCCUUGGAUCAUGUUCCUAUGCUGCUGUGGUCAACAGAUAGCUCUCUCCAUGGCUUGGCAAAGACUUUACAUGAAGGACAUAUUAUGUCGAUGGACAAGUUAUAUUUAUUACUGAAAGAUACAGUUCUGGGCCCAGAGCACACAAAUAUUGUCUUGUUUCUUCAAGAUAGACUUAGCGUGGAAUACUUCACACAAUACAACAACUUCUCCGGAAAUGAGUCACUAUUUCACAAUGUUCAGGAGCUUCUUGAGACUUCAUCAUCUUCAUUGGUUUUGCCAGCAGUUGACUGUCAUGCUGUCAGUCAUUUUUCAGGCCGCCUCCAGAAGACUCUGAACUGGAACUUGGUAAAUGUAGACAGCCCUGACAUAUCAAAGCUAAGAGUGAAUACCUCCAAACCCAGUUUAUUUGAGAUAAACCUACCACCAAUCAGAAGAAAAGAUGAACUUUCCACUCAGAACAAGCUCAUAGAAAAUGAUGAAAUAAUUGGAAGGUUUAUCAGAUCUUUGCGGCAACAAGGAAUUCCAUUUUUAGCCAUUUAUACAGCAAAGCAACCAUCAGAGGUCAUUAGGAAACAUGAUAUAAUGUGGCAUAGUAAGCGACAAUUAAUGUCUGUUGAAAGUGAAGUAAUUGACUUAUAUCCUCCUCUGAAUGUAACCAAUGGGACCAACACCACAUGCAUCCUUUUCUAUGCAACUAAUUUCACACUUACAGUCAAUACCACCAUUCACAUGAAUCUGACAAAUUCGACAUUUCUGUUUCCUAAUGUGGAUACGACAUCAUCUGUUUGUUCAGACACCAAUGCAACGUUAUCAUUAAAAUACACCAACCUGGAAAAUGAGAAGAUUGACAUCAAGACCCUGGAAAUAAGAUUCUUGAUGACGAACAUGUUUUACACUAGCUCUUCAAAGCAAUGGUUCACUUUAGAUUUUAUUCAUAUUCUGCAAGAUAAUAUGGAUGCUGAAGAUGAACCUGCUAAAUUUAAUGUCUCUACUAUCUAUGGUCCUGCAGAGUAUUCAUUUCAUUGUCCCUUGGUGGGCACGGAGAGCCACUAUGAUGUAUUACUAAUUCCAGCCAAUGGUAAAGCUAAACAAUGGAAAAUUGAUAUUUCUGAUUUCCAAAUUCAAGCUUUCAAUAUUGAAAACAAUGUCUUUUCCUACGCGAGCGACUGCACAUCAUUUUUUACAUCUGUAAUUUGGAUGGGUCUGGUCACCUCCCUAAUUUUAUUGUUCAUCCUUACCUAUGGAAUCCACAUGAUUAUGAAUCUUACUACCAACAGUAGAUUUGAUGACCCCAAAGGUCCAACUCUUUCAGUCCCUCAAACAGAGUAA